AGCAGGAACUCAAUGACUGAAAGUUGCGUCACGUGGCCUUUGUAUUUACAAACACUAACGUUAGUGCUUAUGAUGUUUCCGUGUAAGAAAAGAUAAAACGCUAAAAACACUCGUCUAAUGUGCCGGUUCAAUCACUGAACAUGGCACUGAAAGACACAAUCAUUCUGUGGAAUGACGGUGUAAAUCUAUAUCUUGAAGAGGAAUUUGAAGAAGCUAUUUCAAAAUUUAAACAAAUCGAGAAUCCGAAUGCUCGUGUUUUAUACAACGUCGCCUUUUCUUACCUCCAAUUGGACAGACUAGAUGAUGCAUUAAAGAAUCUGAAGGAAACAGUACAGAAAGAUCAGCACCUAGCCAUUGCCCAUUUCUGUUCAGGACUUGUAGAGGCCAAGCUUCGCAGGUACAGAGAGGCUAUAUCUGAUUUUGACAAAGCUGUGGAGAAAUUACGGUCAGCAACCUUCAUAGACUACACCCAGCUGGGGAUGGGAUAUAAGCUGAUGCUCUCAGAGAUAUGGGUUGCCAAGGCGACUGCCAUGACAAUGAUGGGACGGGGAGAGGAUGCUGAGGAGUUUCUGAUCGCUGCAAGUCAACAGGAAGAUGAUGAAACAACCAGAAAGAACUGUAUUCUUGGUCUACAAAAACUACAGGAAAGGAAGUCGGAUGUUACAGCAUUAAAGAGACGACUCUCUCUAAAAAGUCAGAAUUGGUUUCAUGGUCAGUUAUCGAGGCAGGAGGCAGAAGCUUUGCUGCGCAAUCAAGGGGAUUUCCUGGUCAGAGAGAGCCUGCGGAAAAAGACUAAUGAAAUCCAGUAUGUUUUGUCAGUUCUAUGGCAGAACAAUAGGCACAUUCUUAUCGUACAAGAUCAGGAGGGUUACUGGAAGUUUGAGGGCUUCUCUUUCCCUACCAUUCAAGAACUUGUAGAAUACCAACACAGCAGUGGUAAACCAGUGACCAAGCGGUCCGGGGCUCUCCUCAAAACCCCCAUCAGCCAAUCAAGACAACCAAAGAUGGCAGAGCAAGCACCAGAACUAAAUGAGUUGCCAGACUCCUGUAUAUUUCAUCCAUCAAAAGACCUGCUGAAGAAUGUAGAUAAAAGAAACUAUCUUGGAAAGGCUAAGGUGAUAUCCUCAUUGGGUCAAACCGUAAGGAGGAAAAAGAAAACUUAUGGAAGACCAGAGAAUGCUGAUGAGGAAAAUUUUGAGAGACCUGAUCAGGACAGUCCUCAGGGAUCCGGGGACACACUCCCAAAACCAAGGCCAAACAGGAAACCUCCAAAGUCUCCCCUCCCAACCCCCAAGCGGGAGUCGGAAGUCUCCACUGUGUCAUCCACCAGUCAGAACUCCACGGACUCCGUCGGAACAUUUUACUCACGCAGACCACCCCCAGCUCUGCCUAGAACUUUAAGUAGGUCAAUGGAGAAUCUGAGCAUUCAUGAUGAAUUUGCAGAAUAUGAAGAGGAACCGUUCUCCAAAUCUAAACCAGUCAUUCCUCCUAGGGGCAGGAUGUCUGCAGACUUGGAACACAUGUAUGUUAACACAAUGCAAACUCAGAAAUCUCCAGAUGCUAGUAAAUUGACAGGCAUUGCAUUCAACAAUGAAUUAUCUAGUGCAUUAAAUAGGAGACUAAAAAAUGGCAGCUCUAGUAGCUCUGGGGGCUCACCUCCACGCCGCCCGGCAGCCCCAACCAGACCCCCACCCCCGAGGAGAAACUGAAAGUAGGAGUGUGAACUUUAACUCCCCAGUGACGCAGCAAUUAUUAUGUCUCUAUGUCCAUGUUUGAUUAAGUCUAAAUUGGGUGCCAAUGUUUAGAUAAUUAGAUGCAUAAUUUGUUAGGAUUUUUACUUAUACUUUAUAAUUAUUGUCUCUGUUAUUUGGUUAAGUUUGUACACCUACAGUAUGUAUUGUUAAGAGUCCUGAUUUAUGACAAGGUUAUAUUUUGUUAUUUACAAUGUAAUAUGGAUUUGAAAUUCAUAUACCGGAUAUGCUACUUUGCAUUGUACUAUGCACCUUGUAUGUUCAAUGAACUGUAAAAAUUAGAAAGAAAGAUGAUUGAUUAUUAAUGAUUGUUUGAUUUUUUAUGUAUAUAUAUACCGGUAUUCAAUUUUUUAAAAAAUUCAGCCAUAUCACCCUUUCUUAUGUCAUUUGUAUACCUUGAAUUGUACCGGUAUACUUAGUCUAAUAUAUACUCAUUGACAUCCAAUCUACAACACUCAAGCUCUAAAAAAAUUUUAUGAAUUUAUAUUGUUUUCCAACUGGCAAUUACAUCUACACAUCUUUUCUUUUUUUUUAGAUUUAAUAGGUUUUAAAUUUAUAAGUCAGUUUUUAUUCAUAUUAUACAGAAAAUUCAUGUAUUCUUCUAGUCUGAGAUUGUACAUUUUUAAUUGAUAUUAUAUACAUGUAUGUGGGGUAAAAUAUUUUGUUA
Messenger RNA from Magallana angulata, 2418 nucleotides. RefSeq lists its product as uncharacterized. NCBI's taxonomy places the organism in Eukaryota, Metazoa, Mollusca, Bivalvia, Ostreida, Ostreidae. The coding region runs from base 141 to 1709 and encodes 522 amino acids. Gene Ontology annotation, biological process: superoxide anion generation. The transcript is spliced from 8 exons. The record is from RefSeq and is a predicted model, not a curated record. Gene Ontology annotation, molecular function: protein binding; superoxide-generating NADPH oxidase activator activity.